AAGCAGCACAUACCUACAUAGCCCAUAUAUGGCAGUGUCCCCCCCACCGGGUCAACAAGAAUACAGGAAAACCCUGACACGCAAGAGAUUGAUGCUUGCUGAGCAACACCAUGCAGUUCUCAAGCAUCACUGCUUGCGUUUGAUAGCCGAUUAAUUCGGUGGAAUGACAACUGGUCGUUUUCCGUUUCUAAGCUUCUUUCUUCUCAACAAAGGCACGGCCAAAACAGUGGAUAAUGUUACCGAUUUCUAAAGUGCAUAUUCAGUAGAAUAUCCACUAGCAUGCUGAUGCAAAUUCUGCCAUCUGAUCGGCUGAGCUACUCGUGAUAGUUGACUCGGGUUGCCCCCUUGUUAACCAUCAUGCAAUAGAAAUCUCGAGCUCAUGAUCUAAUUGUUUAGUAGAAACAAGAUCAGCGUGCGUAUUUACAUAGGGCUAUUAGAGUGCAGUGGCUGUCGUCGUCUACGAAAUGGCGACGUUUUUUCUUUUUCCCGAAUUUUUGGCGUAAUGUUUAGAUGAAAAUGGAUAAUUAAAUUCCUGAGAAGACAAAAGAAGGUCAUUAACGGUGUUUUGACUUUAAAAACUUGAAAUUAUUGUACAAACCAGUGCGCGCACGUAAGUAAUUGCAAAUUUCCAAUGGCAAUUGUCUGUGCGAUUUUGUUGAAGCGUGAAGUUUAAUAAUACGUAGAAAAACAAUUUGAAAGGGUAAUUUGCUUUUAUUUCAGUUGGAACUCUACUAAAACAAUUAGAUUAUUCGCUGUCGAUUUCUACGAGGUCACCUCGUAGAAAUUGAGUGCAAAUAAUCUAAUUGUUAAAUAGUUUAGGGUAGUUUUCUUCAAAACAACAUAGGUGCGAGUCUUUUUCCGAAGGGCACCCGCUAAGGUAUUGUGCUCCGGCUUGAGUUUUUAUGCUAGUAACAGAGCCUCAUUAUCGAGCUGGGAUAAACUCAUACAGAAUCAUGAACAUUAUAUUGGCAUCACGUAAACACCUUCUUAAGUCGCUCCUUCGAUGUGUUGAACCAGCAGAAGAGCUUGUGAGUGACACUUUUGCCGUAAUUUGGCCAGAUCCCCAGGGGAUGGGUUAACUCCAGCUGCUGAGUUGCACUUGCAGCUUGUAUUUCCGGGUGAACGAUAUGUGUCAAAAUAUGUAACCCUAAAUUUUUAGUCUGGUCGAUAUCACUGACUGAAAGUAUCCACGUAACACAAUUUGGUUAAUACAAGUGAAUUAAGAGACUAUUUAAUUCUCUUUUACUUAGGGACCAAAUGAUUGUCUGUAAUGCUGAGUUCUGCACUCAGCAAUUUCAGAUCGGUGAAGAGAAUGGUAAGUUAAAACUUAAUGUACUCGUAAAAAAACAAGCCGCGUCAGCAUUUCUGUCAAGCUAGACUCAAGCUAUCAUAUGAGAAGGGGGGAACACUGCCCCCAAGAGCUUCCCACGGCCAGAGAGGGAGAGUUUGCUUUUCCUGCUUCUUUUCUUUUCUCAAUCAAAAAUCACUGCCUAGAAAAUCUGCAAAAACGAGAAAGAGACAAGAAGGAAACAACUCUGGGACCAGGGUGUUGGUCCCCAUCCCCAUAGAGCUUUCUAUGCAGGUUAUCAUUAAUAAUCUCUCUUCUUCUCUCUUUGCAGCUUCAAGAAUAAAGUGUUAAUUGAAAAAUGUAAAUAAACUGGUACAUGUUGAUGAAAGAGUCCGUCCAAUUUUAUUGCAUAGCUCAUUCUUGCACCCUGAUUGGUUACUAAGGCGAGGUAUUACUGUCUUAUAAAUUUAGUUUUUAGGCCUUCUAGAAAGGACUAUGAGUAUUAUUUGAGAACACCUCGGCCGAGUGACAGCCCAGAGGGGCUGCCUCUCCAGAAGGCACUCUGCCAUUAAUCUAAUACAUUUAUAAUGUCCAGUGAUGAGCUUGUGAAUAGCCACGCUAUUAUUAUUAUUAGUAUUAUUAUUAUUAUUACAAUAGAGCUGUGAUCGUCAGAAAAAUAAAAUAAAUCUGUUUAGCGCCUUUUGAAACAAAGAAUGAGAACACUGGGCUAUGUUCAGUGUAAACUGAUCUUGUAGCUAACGUCACAGUGGCUCCCGCGUGAGGUGUAGCACAUCUGGUUUGGAAAAGCGGACAGAACAUAUAAACAUAAGUAGUCAAACCACAAGUAUAUUCUUCUUUUCUGGUAGCCUUGUGUGAAUUAGACUGCAAGACGCCCUCCUUCUUCCUAAAGCUAGGGCACAAUCUAGUGUAUAUACAAAUUACCCUUGUGCCUUUCAUGUUUUGCUGCUCUCGCACUGUAUGAAUUGAAAGGAAAGAACGUCCUCGAGGUCUAGUCAGAAGUGUUUGUUGAUAUCAACUACAAUUUUCUGGCACCCGCUUCACGAGGUUCUUUGACAAUGUAGCUUUACUAGCUGUGAUUGUGGUGUAGCUCGAUGGAACAUGUGUUGGUGCUUGGCUGAGUCAGUCAGAUUCUUAAACCACAUGGUGCAGUUCUGUUUUUCUUGUGGUUAUGCUUAUGUCAAGCGCGUUACUAGUGAAAACAGCACAAGGCAAAUAAGUGUGUUUGUUCUUAUGUUUCUGCUUAUGUUUAUGUUUAUCGUGCAGCUGUUUUCAUUUGUGCUUAUGCUUGUGCUUUUGCUCUAGUGAAAACCAGCCAAUACUGACAUUUUAUAUUUGUAAAACAGUCCUAAGCUUUUAAAAAACACCAGAUUGAAUCAAUUUCCCUCAGCAGACGUCUUUUCUUGACAAAAAUUGUCACCGUAAUGUUAGUUCUGCGAAAUGCAUUGUGCUUGUCAGUUUUCAGCUUUGAUGGCAUUUGUGAGCCAAGUUCCUUUCAAUUAAGUAAAGAGCUUACUUUGACUGCUAGAAGUUUUAUGAUUUCACUUGAGCAAUUGACUAUGUUUUUUCUCAAUUACCUCUAUUCGUUAUAGGUUUGACGAGUAAACCAAGGGAUAUUUCAAAAAUUUGGUAAGUUAUUUAAAUAUUUAACAGCAUUACAAUUUACCGUAUUUUUGCACUGGGCCUUUGCCUUAGUAAUGGUGGGCAAAAUAUAUGGCUUACUUUAAAGAAUAAGAACUGUUGAUUGAUGACAAAACACUGUGGAAACUGUGAAUUUGAUACUUAGUGGAACUGGAAGAUUUCAAGUUUCAGUUGAUUUCAUUAUUAUGGCUGGCAAGCGGUACGAAAGGGAACGUAACGGAAGACGGUGUUACUCGCAUGAAGCGCACACGGGCGUUAGAGCAAAAGAGAGAGUGCUCACAGUAAGAUGAAUCCUAGUAAUCCUUUUAAGAGCUUGCCACAACCACUGCUUUUGCAAACUUCGUGGUUAUUUAUAUCAUGUUACACAACCAGAUGUCUGCCUGUUGGUGUAGACUAUGAGUAGACCCUCCUUUGCUUAGUCCGUCGUGCAUGAUGUGGGAGAAAUGAAAACCGCGAGGAAAAACAUUGCUUGGUGAGGAAAAACUGACACCAGUGGAGGUGAUCUCAGGCCUGGUGUCAUUGAGUUUUUUAUGGAGCAGAUCAUUAAAGUCAAUGGGCAAUCAGUUUGCUGCCUUUUAGCUGUUGUGUGCUGGUUCCAGUCCCAUCCCUCACGGCACUUGUUUGGUGCUCUAGUAGACUUGUGGUGCAAGGAUCUCUUUGAAUUAGAAGGAGCAGCCAUGAAAGAGUGAUUUCAUUUGAUCUGAAAAAUAACAUCUAGCAAUAAGUACCAAAUAGUCAAACUGAUCGAAAGAAGACAAUAUAUGACAUCUGUAGUUAUAUUUCACUGUUAAAGUAAAAUCACCCUAAGGUUCAGAUGUACUAUUAUUUUGCAACAAGCAAGCAUUCACCAUUGCAAUUUAACAGGAAUAAAUAAUAGAAAUUUUCACUAGCCUGUUCAAAGCAUUAACCGAGUUGUUUCAAUGCUCUGAAAAGUCGUUUGCUCUCCAUUCAGUACGCAUCAGUUUUUAGCCUUUUAACGGAAAAGCGUUAAUGUACGUUUUCCUGUGGAAGGUCACAUUUUAUUACCCAUCCAAUAUCUCUAUAUAUUUUUUUACUCUUUUGGCGUGGAAUUGAAAACCUCAAUUUCUAAUCUUUACUCCCUGCAGGGGGGGGGGGACACCGAUAUGACAAGGAUACUGGGAUGCCCAUCGUUUCGCUUAGAGGUAUAAUUUUUCAGAUUUUUGCUCUUGAUUCCAAGAGUGUUCUGGGCAAAACUCCUAUAUUUUUAGCUGUCAAGGUCUUAUUUAGGGUUGCACGCCAAUAAAUAUAGAAAUAUAAAUAUUUUUGGUAUUUCGAUAUCUUUCUGGGGUACAUAACAGCUUAAGCCACACCUAGAUUGGUUGCUUUUAGGGUUUAUUCCCAAAUUUUUGACGAGCAUCCCAGUCUAUUUCAUAUGGGUGUUCCCCUGGGCAUUUAUCGUUGCUUACACUGGUUUCAUUUGUUUGGCUGACAGUUUCGGAAAAGAAGAUGACUGCACUAUCAUUCAAGACACAGGUAUUUAUCUUUAGUAUUUUAAUCUUUAAUCUUUUUUUCUUGCUAAACUUAUGGAUUAUCAUUUAACAUACGGGACUUGUGCAAAGUAGUUCUCUUGAUCUGGUACAGCUACUUACUCCUAAAACCCUUUGAGCGAAAAUUGAAACAGUUUAUACAUAAAGAUAAUAAACUUUGGAUCUGCGUGGUACUGGAUGAGGAAAAAGCAUAUUAGUUCCCUGCUUGGAAGUGUUCAAGUUUUUCAUUAACUUAGUAUGUGCACAAUAUUUAUUUUGGUACCAUUACCCAGUCCCCCGUAAGAGUCAUUGCUGUUGUUUAUCUUUACUUGAAACUAUUCAUGCUGCAAUGUUGUCAUGCAACCUUUACCCUUUCUAGUGCAACACAAAACUAUUUUACACCAGAUGGAGAGGGACAUGAAUGGUUUCAUUGGCCUUUCAAACCUGAAAGAGCAGUUUAUGAGGUUUACAUACACCGAGUUGCAAAAUGACAGGAGGAAACGCCUGCACUGCAAAAUCAACGAUGAGACACCUCUCCAUCUGAUGUUUGCUGGAAACCCAGGGACUAGGAAAACUACGUUUGCGAGACAUGUUGCAGGUGAAGAACAGAACUUUGUUCCAAGUUUUCAUUUGUUAAUAUUCUUUGUGUCAUUCAUAACGAGUCAUAAAGAAAAUUACAAAAAUAAGAUAGUGGAAGUCCAGAGAUCUCAUCUCAUUGGCUAAUACCUUGGUUCCACAACCAAAAAGACCAAGGUGGAGAUUGUUGAAACACGUGGUGGGGUCCUUUUUGUGGAUGAGGUGUACAGGUUGAUACCUGGUGGUGGAGGAAAGGAUUUCAGCUGAAAAGCCAUAGAAGAAUUGAUAGCCGUGAUGGAGGAGAUGAUUUUUGCAGGGUACAAGAAGCCGAUGGACAAAUUUUUAAAUGUCAACCUGAACUUAACAUCCCAUAUUUACCAAAAGUUCAUUUUCCCGGACCAUUUGGCAGAUGAACUUGCCCGAAUCUUUAAUUUAAAAGCUAAGAAAAAGGGGUUCUACAUCAGUGAAGUGGAUGUGUCAGAAAUUUUGACAGCCAUACUAGUGAAGAGCAGAGAAAGAGUAUGAAUGCACGCCUCGUUCACAUACUUCUUCAAGAACCCAUCAAAGAGUCCAGCAACAGGCUCCCCCUCAAUGCCACAUUUGAUGAGCUCAUGCAAAUCAAGGAAAGUGACAUAGUGGCUCCCUGUUCACGUCUCACACUCAUCCUGGGAAGCAACAAUGCAGGACAACCAUAGGAACCACAAAUUCAAUAAUGCCUUACUUAACAUAUGGAUUUAGGCCAGCCUAGAAGCGUAGCUCUGGGGUGUAUUGUUUACAGCCCGAUUAAGGCGCAGUUCUACCUGAAUUUAAGUGAAAUUUUAGGAAGUUUACAGAGAAAUUAAAUGAAAAAAUACUUUUGGAAAACCACCAGACAGUUGAUUUCCCCCAAAAGGGCACCCUGGGUUGGUGGGCAGCUGUUUGGUGUACAUCUACCAUUUUUAAACUUCAAAUUCUAACAUUUCAAAUUCUAACAUUAUGUAGAACAGGAAGUGUCCAGA
This is a messenger RNA of Orbicella faveolata, 6008 nucleotides long. Its product is annotated as stage V sporulation protein K-like. NCBI's taxonomy places the organism in Eukaryota, Metazoa, Cnidaria, Anthozoa, Scleractinia, Merulinidae. The record is from RefSeq and is a predicted model, not a curated record.